AUGUCACAUCAAUACAUCAAAACUGAUCCUGCUCUCCAAGAAGAUCAAGAGGAUUUACUCAUGUCGUAUCUAAACUCUGAUUACAUGGCGCCUUCAGUAGCUUCACCGACUCCAGCAACUCCCAAAGUCAACUCGAUCCAAGAGACGAAAUACUCAGCUUCAAUGACUUCUUUGGACUUUGAUGGCAAUGUAGAAGAGUACUGGCAGUCAACUCCCUCAACUCCUAAUGACGAUUUGUUCCGUCAGCAGCAAGCAAUUGCCUCUUGUUUUCAUCCCAAUGUCUUGAACGGUAACUUGCAAUAUGUCAUUCCUAGCCACGAUCAGAUGCAACAGCAAUCAAUUGGUGCGUAUAUAGGCAACGCACUCACCACGAGUAUGAUGUACGCACCUCAAUAUUACCCUGCGCAGCACAGCAAUCACCUCUUACAACAACAGCCUGCAUCUCCAAGGUCUUUAAGCUCCUACUCGUCGUCUUCUUCCGAAAAUGAGCAGCCUAGAAAGAAGCGUGGACGAAAGAAGCGUGUUUCAUGUCAUAGUGUGGCGUCUUCCACUAGUCGUGGAAGCCUGACACCGCCACCUACACAAUCUUUGACUACACCGGCUGCCAUUGCGCCUGCUCCCAUGAAGCAUCUGCCUAUUAUCUUGCCUGCAGCCAGCACCAACAACAGCCACGCAUUACAUCAAAACACUGUUACAAAGCAAGAAUCCGUCAUUACAAAAAAGGAAACCUUGAUUGAGGCAGAAGUGUCCCAGAUUCUCAAGCAAGGCACUGCUGCUACUAAAUCACCUGCUCCUGUUGUCAAUUCCAACGCAGAUUUACAAAAGGCAGCUACCAUUGCAAAACGUCAAGAAAGGCUAAUCAAGAACAGAGCUGCAGCUUUACUUUCUCGUAAAAGAAAGCGAGAGCACUUAUCUGCUUUGGAAGAGCAAUGCGCGGAUCUCACAAGUGUGAAUCAGAAUUUAUUGGAUAAGGUUUCGCAAUUGGAAAAGGAGAACAUGGAAUUGAAAAAGAGGUUGGACGGAAAACAACAACCAAAUGUUACAGUGGAGAAAUUGGGUGGCGAUCUUUUGUCUAUGAUGAUUUUGUGCUAUGUGGUCUUUAUCAUGUCGUUUUCUUCGUACCCUGCUGAAGGAUUGGGAGGUUUAUUCACAAAUACUAAACUAGCUUAUGAUUUAAUUGAAAGCUCUUCUUCUUCUACAUUGGUGGCUGCCACUACUACUAAUGGUUUCCAGUUAGGGCCAUAUCACCAAGAAUGUACAUCUGAUAAACAUAAACAAACAUUUGUAGUGGCAUCGACAAAAAAAAGAACGAAUCUUGAAAACAGAGGUCGAUUCCAAAGAGUGCCACUAUAA
Molecule: messenger RNA, 1353 nt
Organism: Mucor velutinosus
Lineage: Eukaryota; Fungi; Mucoromycota; Mucoromycetes; Mucorales; Mucoraceae
Exons: 3
Coding region: 1-1353 (450 amino acids)
Biological process (GO): endoplasmic reticulum unfolded protein response; regulation of transcription by RNA polymerase II
Cellular component (GO): nucleus
Molecular function (GO): RNA polymerase II cis-regulatory region sequence-specific DNA binding; DNA-binding transcription factor activity, RNA polymerase II-specific
Source: RefSeq, a predicted model, not a curated record